AAAUUAACACACAAAAAUUCUGCAAUUUUCUCCGAAAAUCCAUUACUAGGGUUUUCUCCGAUUUAAUCUGUUUCUCUGUAAUUAUCUUUAGAAAACUUGGAGUCGAAAUUCUUAGGACGACGACGACGAAGAAGAAGAAGAAGAUGGUGACUCUCAAAACAAUAGCGGAGGCGAUCCAACAUGUAGACGACAAAAAGGAAAACCUCAAGAAAGCUUUUGACGAUCUUCAAGCCCGCUCCUCUCUCCUCUCUUCCUUUGCUCUUUCCUGGUCUGACAUUGACUCCCACUUCUCGUCUAUACAGAGUUCCAUCACUGAACGUUUCCAGCUUUUACAGUCGCUUGAUUAUGGUCGUGACUCGGUGGGUUCGGUCCAGGAAUUUGAGGCAAAUGGGUGCUCGAGUCUGCAACUUUCUUCAAAACAUCAGGAACGGUCUGGUUCCAGGGCCCCAUUGGGGGAAUGUCGAGUUGACUCAGUUCCUGAGUCGUCCAUGGUUCGGUCUCCAACUCAGGUCGUGGUAUCUAAUUUUGAACUCCCGGGUCAGAACGCAGUUGAAUUCGUAGCUCCUCGGCAGGAACUGAGGGAAUUUUGUGAGAAAAUGGAUGGGAAGGGGCUGAGGAGGUACAUAAAUGACCAUCGCGAAGAGCGGGAGCCCAUCAGGGUUGAGCUCCCGGGUGCGUUUCAGUGUGCUCCGGACCCAGGGGCUUUGGUGUUGGAUGCAAUAGAGGAGUUUUAUGUGGAGAAUUCAGGGUAUAGAGGUGAUAAGGACCCGGAAGUCGGUGGUGUGAGGAGGGUUUGCGUUUUGUUACUGGAGCAGUUGAUCGAGAUUGGAGCAAGUUUUAGCACUCAAGUUAGGGGGAGAGCAAAAAAGAUGGCUUUGGGGUGGAAAGGGAAAGUGAAAAUGAGUGGAGAGAACACCUUAGAGGCUCUGGGGUUUUUGCAUUUAGUGGCAGCAUAUGGACUGGGGUCUGAGUUUGAUGUGGAUGAGCUUGUUGAUUACUUUUUUGUUAUUGCCAAGUACCGACAAGGGAUAAAAUUGUGCAGGACAAUUGGUUUAGGAAAUAAAAUUCACGGUCUUGUUCAGAAACUUUUAACUAAUGGCAAAGAACUCCUUGCUAUCAGAUUUAUUUUUGAGUUUGGGCUAUCUGAAAAGUUUCCUCCGGUUCCUAUCUUGAAAGCUUAUCUUAAUGAGACUAAGAGGAAUGCUAAGAAACUUUGCAAGGAGGGAAAGAACACCCUUAAGUUACAGAACACUGCUGCAGCCAAAGAAGUUGCUGCCAUGAAUCAAGUGAUUAAAGUAAUUAAAGAAAACAAACUUGAAUCUGAGUAUCCACCUGAGGCCCUCCAGAAUCAUAUAGUGCAGCUAGAGAAGCAGAUAGAAAAUAGAAAACGCCUUUUAAGUGCCCCUGCUGCAAAGCCUCAGCAGCAGCAGCAGGGAAAGCGGAAAGGAAAGAGGCAGCAGGGUGAUAACAAGAGACCUAGAGCAGGUGUGCCUCUUGGUCCUACAGCUGCUCCAUUGAGUAUUGCUGGUGCUACCUCAACUAUCUCCUCACUCCAGCAGUCUCAUUUACAGCCAGCAGGUUUGUUGCCUGCUGGGCAUUAUGCCUUGCCAGGCUCCACUCCUACACUUGCCCCUUAUGUGGGCUCUUCAGCCGGGUUAUAUGGUUUGGCAGGAGCCUCUAUGGGGAUCCCGGGGACUUCAAACCCUGCUGUCUCUCAUUUUUAUUCUUCAGAAUCUCAAAUCUCAUCCUCUAGGCUGACUGCUUACAGUGGAUAUAGUUUACCACCUCAAUACCAUCCAUCUUAUUAUCCUCAGUAGUUUUUACUGUUCUGUCUUUGUCAUAGUACACUUGGUGGAUUGGUACUAUACUAAGGCAUUUGCCUAACAAUGCAGCACUUUCAAGUGGUUAUCAAGAAAGAAUGGUUGCUUUUUUGAUUGCCAUGAUUAAAGUGCAUAAUCUACUCUUGGUAAUUUGGUUUAUGUAUAUGGGGAGGCUACAUAAAUCUUUGUUUUUGGUCUAUUUCUUUGAUUGCCAUGAAUCCUUUAAAUAAAUUUCAUGAGAUGACAUUGUUCGUCAUGAAGUCGCAGUGCCGGUUAUAAGAAAGCGCACUUGCUUUCUUGAUCACCAUGAUUGUAGCAUAUGAACUGGAUUUGGUGACUGAUACUUUCCAUGUUCUGCUCAUUUUAUUUUCCCCAUUUUAUUUUUUCCUUUCUUUUUCUAUUAGGUUAUAGUUCUCUGCAAUUUUUCAGGGAAACACCUUGGGUCUUACCUGGCUCUUACCUUGAAGGGAAUGGUUUACCGUUCUCAUUUUAUGCAAGUGUCAUAUAUUUAACAAGAAAUGCUUCAUACUGACUUUGCUGGUACUUCCUUUAAAUGACUUUUUAUUAAACCUUUCUAAUUGGAAAAUUUCUUUUAUCGGCCUUUCAUCUUUGUUUGUUGGGGCUGGGGAGGGUAGUGGUGGUGCUGUUGUUAUUCCCUUUUCUUUUGAGGUUGGGGCCUUGGGGAGUGAGAAGAGGGUAGGGGCUCUGGUGGUGCAUGUUUUGUUGAUGAGGACUGCCAUCAUGGCAGUAUCCUUCACAAUAUUGUCUUCCUAAGACAUCUGCAUAAUGAUAUUUGAAACCCUGGCUCCCCCUCCUCUAAUUUCGCUUACGUGCAUGUGUAAACACACUCAUGGACAUGCAUAUGCAAAUGUGCGUGUACAUGUAUAAUAGACAUGCAUGUGCCUGUGCUUGCACUAUGUCAUUUCUAUCUCUGAAUGAGAUUAUCUCCGCAUUUAGUUUCAUUUACCAUUACCUUUGACUAUGUCAACUUG
Molecule: messenger RNA, 2812 nt
Organism: Rubroshorea leprosula
Lineage: Eukaryota; Viridiplantae; Streptophyta; Magnoliopsida; Malvales; Dipterocarpaceae
Source: the annotation of a GenBank genome assembly